AGUGCAUGCUAGGAGCUCUUUUAAAGUCAAUCAAUAUACCUAUCAGCCGACGCGCAAUGUCUACACUCUACCAUACCUGUGACAAAAUCGAGCAACGAAUCAUUUGGAUCGACUGUGAAAUGACAGGCCUGGACGUUGAAAAGCAGACACUCUGUGAGAUUGCUUUGAUCGUGACAGACUCAGAAUUGAAUACAAUUGCGACUGGGCCAGAUAUUGUUAUUCAUCAGCCAAAAGAAGUUCUUGACAACAUGGAAGAAUGGCCAAGAAAUACGUUUCAUGAAAAUGGUUUAAUGGAAAAAAUAAUUGCAAGCAAGUACUCAAUGGCUGAUGCUGAAAACGAAGUGAUCGAUUUUCUCAAAUUGCACGCUCUUCCCGGUAAAAGCCCGAUUGCCGGAAAUUCCAUUUAUAUGGAUCGUCUUUUCAUCAAGAAGUACAUGCCAAAGCUCGAUAAGUUUGCUCACUACAGAUGUAUAGAUGUCUCAACUAUCAAAGGACUUGUACAGAGAUGGUAUCCUGAUUAUAAACAUCCAAAAAAACAGUGUACCCACCGUGCAUUCGACGAUAUUAUGGAGUCAAUUGCUGAAUUGAAAAACUACAGAGAAAGCAUUUUCGUGAAAUCUACUGCGUCGUCAUUUUAAUUUCUUUAAUUUUGUUUUUGUUCUGUUUUUAUUUGAUUUGGGUUUGUUUUCUUGAAUCUCAGUGAUCAUUUUCAAUUUGUUCAUACUUUUAGUCGUUAAAACAAUUGUUUGGAAGUAAUAAAUUGAAAAUUUU
Molecule: messenger RNA, 771 nt
Organism: Caenorhabditis elegans
Lineage: Eukaryota; Metazoa; Nematoda; Chromadorea; Rhabditida; Rhabditidae
Gene: C08B6.8
Product: putative oligoribonuclease
Exons: 3
Coding region: 57-638 (193 amino acids)
Biological process (GO): RNA metabolic process
Molecular function (GO): 3'-5'-RNA exonuclease activity; nucleic acid binding
Source: RefSeq, marked reviewed